Aphanomyces invadans is the source of this 1074-nucleotide messenger RNA. RefSeq lists its product as hypothetical. The transcript has 4 exons. The record is from RefSeq and is a predicted model, not a curated record. Lineage: Eukaryota; Oomycota; Saprolegniomycetes; Saprolegniales; Verrucalvaceae. The coding region runs from base 1 to 1074 and encodes 357 amino acids. Gene Ontology annotation, molecular function: nucleic acid binding.
AUGCCGUCGUCCAUGACGACCAAACGGUUGACGGAUGCUCAGCGCACUGACAUCUACAUUCGCAUGUCGCUGAUCAAGGCUGACGGCCGCAUCAAGCAUGGCGAGCUCAAGAAAGCGAAUAGCGGGAGGCCACGCAAGCUGAACAUGGCUGUACUCGAAGCGAGGAUCAAAGGUGCCCCAGCCUUCCAGCACUCGACAUUGCGCUCACUUGCCAAGGCCACAGGCAUCCCACUGACAUCGCUCUGGCGGCUUCUGCAGACAAGGGUCAUGAAGAGGUGCACGAGCAGGCUCAAGCCCAUGUUGACGGGGAAGCACAAGAACGACCGAAUGAUGUUCGUGAAGAGCCAUCUGCGGACAACCACGUCAGGGAAACAAGUCUGGCACGACAUGCUUGACACGGUCCAUAUCGAUGAAAAAUGGUUCUACGUGUCCAAACUCAACCGGCGUUACUACCUGUGGAGCGAUGAAGACGUCAAGUUUCUCACCGCAGUCGCCCUACCAAGAUUGGACGGCAGGGACAAGCGCAUGUGGGAUGGCAAAGUAGGCAUGUGGCCCUUCAUCAAGACAAGACCAGCACUGCGCAACAGCAAGAACCGCAAGCGUGGCGAUGAUGUCACGGAGCCGUUCAUAGUGACACGAGACGUGUACCGGUCUUUCCUUGUGGAUAAGAGUCUGCAACACCAAAUGGCAACGUACACAUUGGAGGAUCUCGUUGCGGCUGUCCUGAAAUCAUUUGACGAGCUGCAAGCAUCCGUGCUUGACAAGACGUUUAUGAGGUUACAAAAGGUGAUGGAGAGCAUUUUUAAGAUGGGUGGUGACAACAGCUUUAAGCUACCGCACCAGAAGAAGAAUGCAUUGCUCAAAAAGGGUCCUUUGCCGCCUCAGUUGGAGUGCGAUGACGACCUUAGCGCGGCGUUGGAUGCAAUGGGGGAAAGAAUUGACUUUGAACGUCGUGAUGACAUUCUCAGUAACCUCUUCGACAAUGGUUGUCAAUUUCAAGACGAAGCCGACUUGUCCAAUGUGGAUUCCAUUUGCUCUCAAUUAGUUGGCGUCGAGUUAGUUUCAGAUGAGUAA